Messenger RNA from Taeniopygia guttata (zebra finch), 4449 nucleotides. Lineage: Eukaryota; Metazoa; Chordata; Aves; Passeriformes; Estrildidae. The record is from RefSeq and is a predicted model, not a curated record.
GUUCCUGCCCAUGGCAGGGAGAUUGGAACCAGAUGAUCUUUCAAGUCCCUGCCAAUCCGUUCUAUGAUUCUGACUCUGUGAUUCUUUUCUUUCUUUCUUUUAUCUGUUCCCUUUUUUUUUUUCCUGUUGGUUUUUUUUUUCAAAUGCAGCGUAAAUAGAUAAAUAUGACUUUACCUGCAAUCAAGGACUGCCCUCUUCCUUCACCAAAUAAUGCAUGGCCAGAAAGGGGAGGGGUUAUGUGCCCCUCCAUACUCCGGAGCUGUUAAAACAGCAAAACAAGCACUUCUGCUCUAAAGACUGGCUAGACUGUCUCUGAGCAACCUUGGAGGAAGCCAUUUCUCCUGAAAUGCUCUACAAUGGAGACCCAUAUUUCCUCACAAUUCUGUGUCCUGCUAAACUUUCAAACCUCUGAAACAGCUGGGCCAUGAUACUUCAUACCAAAAGAUGAAUGCUGGAGACUUUUCAGUGGUUGAGGUUGCUGGUCAAGAUCAAAGCCACUUGGGCACUGAAGUAGCGGAAAUGAGAAAGAGGCAGCAGUCACAAAAUGAAGGAACAUCAGCUGUGUCUCAAGCACCUGGAAACCAAAGGCCCAACAACACAUGUUGCUUUUGUUGGUGCUGUUGCUGCAGCUGUUCAUGGAAUGAAGAUAGAGGAGACAAUGCAGGAAGGCCAACACAUACGACCAAACUGGAGAGUAUCCAGGUCAUAGAAGAAUGCCAAAACCCUACUGCAGAUGAAAUUUUGUCUUGGGCUCAGAAUUUUGACAAGAUGAUGAAAACACCAGCUGGGAGGAACCUUUUCAGAGAGUUUCUUAGAACAGAGUAUAGUGAGGAGAACCUGCUUUUCUGGCUUGCAUGUGAAGAUCUUAAGAAAGAACAGAACAAGAAAGUUAUUGAAGAAAAAGCAAGACUUAUAUAUGAAGAUUACAUUUCUAUACUAUCACCAAAAGAGGUUAGUCUUGAUUCCCGGGUGAGAGAAGUGAUCAACAGAAACUUGUUGGAUCCCAGCCCUCACAUGUAUGAAGAUGCCCAGCUCCAGAUAUACACCUUGAUGCACAGAGACUCUUUUCCAAGGUUUUUGAACUCUCAGAUUUAUAAGUCUCUCGUUGAAAGUAUUACAGGCUCUACUUCUGAAACUUAGUUUUAAUUUUGAAACAAAAUAACGUGGGUUUUUUUUUGGUGGGUGGGAUGGAAGAAAAUUAGUUUAAUAACAUCUGGAGCUGGGUUCCUGGAGAACUACAGUUAAGCACUACUCAGGCUACUGUGAAGAAAAAAAAAAUACAUAUUAUGGUCUCUGUCUACAUUUUUACCAAGGUCCUCCUUGCUCAAGAUGACGUUGGAGGGGAUCAAUGGAUUUGCCAAAAUACAUUUGUUUCACACUCCUUUCACCCUACUGCAGUUAAGAUUGCAAUGAUGUAUUUGUAGUUUUAUGAACAGUCUCCUUGUGUAUCCUCACACUGCAUGUGCAAGGUAAAACUGCUUCACUUACCACUUAGUUGUUGCAAUAUUUAAUCCAAUAACAUAAAUUAUAGCUGUAUUUAAAAACUUUUUUUUGUGCAAUACAGUCCUAUGGUACAUAGAAACAAUUACAGCAAACCAGAAAGAGGCUUGCACUUUUUAACAUCACUAACUAAAAAGCCAAUUUUUAAGGUGUAGCAUUACUCUACAUGCUCUACUGAGUACAAUAAACUGACUUUUUGAAGCCAAUAUUUCUGUAUAGAGAAAAAGAGCUAUUUAAUCACUGUUUAUUUAAAAUAAAUCAAGCGGAGGAUUCCUCUGGUUGUUCACUGCCAAAACUGUGGCAUUUUCAUUACAGAGUUUGCAAUGUCAAAGAAAAAGAAAAAUAAAAGGAGAAAAAAAAAGCACAAAUCACUUAAAGGGAUCCAUUUCUGGGUGACACAGUCUAUGCGCUGAUAUUGUUUAAUUGUUAAAAGAACAAAGACUUUCAAUGUACAUUUCAGAUGUCAGAUACUGUAAUUGAUUUAUUAAAGACUGGCUAUCCAGUUCUAACACUGUUGUAUAAUGUUAUGUACUUCAGAAAAAAAAAAAAGAAACAAGAAACAACACAAAAGUCUUGAUAAUUUAGUUUUUUGAAUAAAGAAAUUUAAUAAAAGAUUGCCUACAUGUAGCAUUUUAGAGCAUUUUAGAACAUUUUGAUGAACUGCAUCUGUUCUGUAAGAUAUUUUUUUUGAAAGCUAAAUCCGGUAAAAAAUGUUUUUAAAUGAAGUAACAUUUUACGAGGUGGCGGGUUAAAGAAGACUUAUCUUAGCUUCUAGCCUCAUUGAUUUUGAACAACCCUUUGAAAAAAAAGGGGGUUGGAGAGUAAUAUUAAACCAAACUUUAAGGGCUUCUAAAACCACAGAUCUUACCCAAGCAAAAUGCCUACAGAAACACAAUGGGUAUCUUUCCUGGGUAGAGAUUCCUGUACUGAGCCCUUAAUCAUAUCUAAGGCAGCACAGUACUCCCAUCACUAGGUUGCCAUGGUGUUUUUAAUAGGUGUUUGCUUGGCCUUUUUGUCAAAGAAUGUCCAGUUUCAGGACACAUUUUGAUGUUUAAAGAAACAGCAACUUGGAACUUAAAAAAAAACCCAUCUUCACAUCUACCAUACACAAGCAAAAUGAGUGUUAGCAUCCCUCAUAAACUGCUAAAGAUAUACCAAUAAAUUGCUCUGAAUACUUGUUAUAUAUAUAUGUAUAUAUAUAUAUAUAUAUAUAUAUAUAUAUAUAUAUAUAUAUAUAUAUAAAAUACUGACAACCAUACUAAGACUUGAGAGGCAAGGUUCUUCUCACUUAUGUAGGACUAAACACGGCACGAGCCCAUCACUUUUGAUUGGCCUGGAAGGUCUGGCAGUUGUGUCCUUGAGUGGAAUCUGGCCUGAACACAGUUGGCUCCAGUCCCUCAGUUACUUCCUGCGGGCAGCCUCCGGUGCCGGCUUUGGCGGGAGCUGCUGUUGCCGAGGCAGGUCUGCUGUGACACCGUAACUGGGAGGAUGCAGGUCUUAGUUUAUCUUCUGGGGCUUCUUUUUUUCCUUUUGUUUUACUACCUCUCAUUUUCUUAAUUUAUUGAACAUGCUUCAGAUAGCAAGUUUGGGGAAUUUUUUAGUCAUUCUUUUUACUUGAAACCUGUGUGCUUUUUUUGGAUAUAUAUAUGAACAAUUUAACAAACUGUUUCUUAAACUCAUUUGGUUUUGUAAUUUAUAUAGAAUUCAGGAGAUGAUUAAAAGGGCUAUUCUCUAUUCCCUAUGCAAAUAUUUUAACUGUUGUAGUGUUUGACAAAAUGGGAUCUAAAACAAAAAUCUGCAAAGUGGAAAAACAAAUCUGUUUACAGUGGCAUUGCUGACUAUCCUACCAUAUUCAGCACUUUUAAAUAUUGUUAUUUAUUAAAAUGUAGUUUAAAAUGCAAGACAAAUAUUUAUAAAUGUUUCUUUUAAUAAAUACCUGUUUUGUCUGAAAGUGCUACCGUGUUAUGACAACUUUAUUCAUGUUGGUUAGCUACUUACCAUUAUGAAUAAAAUAUUCAAUUAUUAUACUGAUAGAAUACGAGCUAUGAUGUUUACAAAUCCUGAGGGGGGAAAAUUCAGUGAGAAAGGACUGCCUCCUUCUACUGUGAAAUGCUGUUAGGAAAAAAACAAUUUUUCUUGCUUUUUUCUUAAUUGGAAUUUAACUAUGGUCCUAUAUAUGUCUAGUAUCAUUUGACUAGUUAUAUUUACUUGGUACUAAACAUAUACAGCAUCCUAUAUGUAUAUAUUUACGUAGUGUAAUUUCAAGUUGUUGGUGUUUGAGGCACAACACCUUUGGUGCACACAACUAAGGAAUGUGUAAGAGACAAAACUGCAUGCAUAAGUCUUGACAAAUGUAGACUUGAAUAUUCUUAAUGUUACUAUUUGAUGGUGACCUGCUAGUCAUAAGCUAUCUUUAUAAGAUAUUUCACACAGGUAGAACUUCUUGUUAACACAGACAAGUCAUCCUUUCAAGACAGGUUUAAAGCUAGAUGUGCAGGCCCUAAAAUAUUACCUUGAUUUCUAGCAUAAAGUUCCAAAAUCUGUAUUUGGAAACUGUGACAUAAUUUUGAAAAAUAUUACACCAAUCUUCAGUGUAAUACUGCAAUGAAAUCACGUUCAAAAGUUUAUUGUCGAAAAUCCUCUAUUGGGAGGGAUUUAAAAAUAGCAUGUAACGUUUCUUUCUUGGAGCAAAUGCUCAUAUUAAAACAUUUAAUGUACACUUCGUUUAUUGGUUUGGGUUUACCAAUUUUUUUUAUGGCAAAAUGGAUGUGGUCUAAAUGGACAAUAAGUAACAUGAUCUCAUUGCCUAUCAUACAGAUCUUUGAACACAAACUGUAAAAAAGUCAAGCUAUUAAACUGAUUUAUUGUGCAUGCAGUGUACAAUACAUUUUGAAAAACUGCCUAAAUACACUUAUUCUAUAGCUUGGAAUAAAAUAAGUAUGUAUUUAA